Molecule: messenger RNA, 2680 nt
Organism: Coniophora puteana RWD-64-598 SS2
Lineage: Eukaryota; Fungi; Basidiomycota; Agaricomycetes; Boletales; Coniophoraceae
Exons: 4
Coding region: 292-2097 (601 amino acids)
Source: RefSeq, a predicted model, not a curated record
GAAGGAGUGAGAGUAGCUGACCGUAGCAUCAUCGUCACCGCCCGCGUCUGGGCUGUGUACCACCUGUGGGAUUUCUUUCCCUUCAGUGUUUGAUUUUCCGUUGCCUUAGUCUUUCUCCUCUACCUUAUACCUUGUCCUCUUUCCGUCUCGUCCCGCUCAGCGGCUGGUCUAUCGACCUCGUGGGGUCGCCGUGCGCAGACUCACAAGGCUUCCAGGCCCAUCCGCAGGACUGAUCGCUAAAACGCCGAUAGCCCCGCCUAUCUAUCUCGGAGAAUACCCACUCGGUUUACUAUGCGUCCGCAUCCGCUCGUAGCACGGCAGACAGAGUCAGGCUCAGAUGGAGGAGGUGCAACGUCGGGCUCAGGGGACUCGGCUACGCAGGGUGCGACUCCGACUGAUACGGGUUCUGCCGCCUCGCCAUCACCAGCCGAUAGCGCUACGUCUGCCCCCGAGCCGACAAGCGCGGUGGGAGGAUUGACGUCGGACGUUGGGAGCGCAACGUCGGACGUGGGGAGCGCAACGUCGGACGUGGGGAGUGCAACGUCGGAUGUGGGGAGCGCAACGUCGGAUGUAGCCACGGCUACUUCACAAGUUGGAUCGGUGACAUCCCAACCCACUUCGGACGCAACACAGUCCUCGCAGUCACAGUCGCAGUCUUCAUCCCAGCCUUCCGCAACUCCUACAUCUUCCUCUCAGACCGACUCGUCAUCCUCGCAGUCCCAAUCGUCAUCCGACUCAUCGUCCUCUCAAACGCAGUCAUCUUCAUCUCAAUCUCAGUCUUCAUCGUCCCAGACCCAGACCUCCUCAUCUCAGUCCCAGUCGUCGUCGACGCAACCCUCCUCGUCAUCCCAAUCUCAGUCUUCUUCAUCCCAGUCGCCUUCAUCAUCCCAGUCGCAGUCCUCAUCAUCCGCAUCUUCGACCAGCGACAUCAUCUCAACGACUACAUUCAUCACCACAGCGAGCGACUCCGUCAUCACGAGCACCUUCACCACCUCGAUCUCUCCGCCCUCGAGCUCCUCGGGACCUAGCAGCACCCCAAGUCCAACUCGGUCUUCGAAUGGUGUCUCCACGACGUCGUUCAUUACGAGUUGGUAUGUGACCUCGGUCAGCGGAAGGAUGGUAACCACCGACUCCGUGACGCCAACAAUGGUCUCCGGCGACCCACGCAACACCGCCGUCAACCAGCGCACCGCCAUCAUCGCAGGCACAACAGCCGGCGCCUUCGCGCUCCUCGUCCUUCUCUUCGGCAUCUUCUUCUACCGCCGGCGCAAAGCCUUCAAGCAGAGCGCGUUCGCACGCGCCCUGAGCGUCGGACGGCGCCGCGACCGCAUGCGCCAGAACCUGCUCGCGGACGACGACUUUGACGCGGGCGAGCCGCUCGCGGCGUACAGAGACCAUCCCGAGGGCGACCCUGGGCACGCGCACACGCACGCGCCGAGCGCGUCGUUUAGCUCCUACGCGACGUACGGUGCGCCCCAGGCACAGCCGGGCAUGGGCGCGGACACGGCGCAGCUCCCGCCGCGCCUCGAGCGCGCACGCGCGAGCGACAGCGGCUCGGCGUUCCGCGAGGCGGUGUGGCCGCCGCCGACGGACAAUGCGCGGUACGAGGGCCCGCUGGCUGCGUCGCGCGCGAUCGAUCUCAGUGAGAUCAUCGACACCGUUAUGGGCCCCGGCGGCGGCGGCGGCGGCGCGGGGCAGCAACAGCACGCGCACGAGGUGCCGCAGCCGUGGGUCGGCGAGUCGGCGCAUUCGAUGCGCGAGACGGUUCCGGGCGGGAGCACGCACACGCGGAAUCAGUCAAGUGUUUCGUUUGGGUCAGGAGGGAAUGAGUCGCAGAUCGCGUUGCUGGAGGCGGCGGGGCUGAGCACGCCGAGGCCGACGACGCCGACGGCCAGGGGCGGACAGGGCGGCGCGGGGCCAGCGACGCAGGAUGGGAGUCCGAAGGCGUGGAUACAGAGGUCGCCGCUGAGGGCGCUGACGCCGACGUCGCAGAACCAGACGGGGCCGCAGUCGCGGCGCCAGAGUCAGGAUCAGGGUGGACAGGGUGAAGGGAACAGGGCGUCGGCGGCGGACAGCGCGAGUGUGUAUUCGCGGUGACGAUGAUCCCUUGUUUCUAUAUCACUCUCCUCUUGCGUGCUUGGUGCAGAUCGCCUUUGACGCCCCAAAAUCGUCUAGCACUUGCUGAUUCCCCUCUUCCGUCUGUCCGCGGGCAUGCUCACGUCCAUAUUUCGGAUGAUGUGUCUGCCAUGGUCCCGUUUACCCUUUCGUUUACCACCACACCCCUUCCUCUUCUGUGCUGAUCUUCACAUUCAUGGACACCGUGCAUCUGGGACCCCACUCACCUUUGACUUCUCGCCAUAACGGACGAUAUCUUGUGAAUACCGGUCACUCAAUUAUUUACCUGUCCUCUCCUCUUUUCCCCCGCUGAUGAAGCUGGCUCUGGUUUGGUGAUGAUACGGCUGUGUUUAUGAUUUUACCACGAGAACGCUGACUCUGGCGCUGCCACCGACACUGGGCUUUUUCACCUACUUUAGACGUCGUAUAUACUCUUUGUUAUCUUUAGACCGUAUAUCGCCGGUCAGUUCCGCUCUUUGAACACCCUCUCAUACCUGUUUGUGUGCAUGUUUUGUGCUGUUUUGGACCGAUUGUACCUAUCUCUGUACAGGUUCUUCCUUGCCCC